Molecule: messenger RNA, 3584 nt
Organism: Chironomus riparius
Lineage: Eukaryota; Metazoa; Arthropoda; Insecta; Diptera; Chironomidae
Source: the annotation of a GenBank genome assembly
CUCGGUUUAUAGUCAUUAAGUAAAGUCUCUGUUCAAAUGAUUUUUGUGAUAGAAUUUUGAAGGAAAGAAAAAAAAAUCAAUAAUUAUAUAUCGCGUAUAAAAAAUUACAAAAAAAAAAUUAAGAAAUGUGUUUCAAAAACUGAUUUUGAUAACUUAGGCUUUUCAAAUUUUAAUAAAUUUAGUAGUAUUUUACAAUUAAACAUGGCCCAAAUUCCAACAUCUACUGAUGCUCCACAACCACAACCACCAUCAUCAUCAUCAUUAUCAUCAUCAUCAAUAAUUAAUAAUAGUAGUAACAGCAACAAUAUCGGAAUAUUUGGCGUAGAUUUGAGUUUAUCCUAUGAUGCAAAAUCCGAAGCACCGUUAAUAAUAGUUUUGCUUACAUCGGAAAUAGAACGACAAGCUAGAACACAAACAAAUCUCGAUUUAUACAAAUUAUAUCGUACAAAAAUUCCUUUGGACAAUUUAAUCGAAUUGAGGGAUGUUCUCAACACAACAAAUGAUCAAUUAUUGAAAAUCGAUCUAACAAAAUAUGAAAUUCAAUACUUAGUUAGCAUCAUGAAAAGAUUUUUGAGGGAAUUACCCGAUCCCUUGGUACCCGUCGAGUAUUAUGAUCGAUUCAUCAAUAUUCUUAAGCAGUAUGCUGAUAAGUCAGUAGUUCAUUUGAUGCAUUUAAUUAAUAAUGAAUUGCCUGAAAACCAUCGCAUGACCUUAAAAUGGAUUAUGGCACAUCUGUGUCGUAUUUGUUGCAUGCAAUUUGAUCGCGGCAUUCAAGAAUUGCCGCUACCAUUAGUACAAUGUUUCUGUCAUAUUUUUCUUCGGCCCAUGUGGCCUGACAUUGUUAAAAUAGUUUAUAAUACGCCAGAACAUAUUAGGAUUAUGGAAAUGCUGCUUCUAAAUGGCGAUUGGCACAUCAAAUUGCCAGAUUUCGUUUGUGCACCGGCGUUGCCACCACGAAAGAACUCAUCAAGAAUCGGUGUGAUAAAACCAUCGGCAGUCGUCUCACCACAGCCACACAUUUCACAACCGUCACAUUACAAUUCAAUUCCGUAUCCAGUUAAGCCGACUCAGCAACAACCAUUACAAGAAAAUUUCUAUACUGUAACGAUGAUGAAUCCACACUCUACACUUGCAAAUAUUACAAAUACUGGACAAAUGAAACAGCAAGCUAUGCCAGGAAAACAAUCAUCACAACAAAAGUCGAUCGGCUCACUACCACUUACAACUCCAUCAAACCAAAUGACACCAACGAGUGGCGCAAAGCCUGACAGUAUGUGUUUGCAUGAUGCUGAAUGGUAUUGGGGCAAUAUAUCGCGUGACGAGGUUAAGGAAAAGUUGAUGGAUGCUCGUGAUGGAACAUUUUUAGUACGAGAUGCAUCGAAUGGAUGUGGUGAAUAUACGUUAACAUUGAAGAAAGAUGGAACCGAUCGUGUUAUCAAGAUUUUCCACAAUAGCGGUCGAUAUGGAUUUUUGAAGGAGAGCGUGCAUUUCACAUCUGUUGUAGAGCUCAUCGAUUUUCAUCGUACAAGAUCAUUAAAAGACUACAAUUCAGUUUUAGAUGUUAAAUUAUUAUAUCCGGUAUCGCGAUUCUCUCAUGAUGAAGAAUAUCGAAAUUUAUUGGAAAAUAAGGACGCAUUGGUACAAAAGUUUGUCGAUAUUACGACUGAAAUAAAGAAUUUGUAUCAUAGUUUGGAGCAAUUGUCGGAUGUUUAUAAGCGUACGGAAAGUGAUAUUGGUUUUAAACGCCAAGCACAAGAUGCAUUUAAGGAGGCAGAGGAUAUGUUUAAGGAACAAAUGCAAAUCCAAGAGCGUUAUCGAAAAGAAGCACAGCCUCAUGAAUUUAAAAGUUUGGACGAGAAUAGUGAACUGCUUAGGCAUCGUUUGAGUGCAUUAGAGGAUUGUAAAAGGAAUCUGGAAUCAGAUCUGGACAUUCAGCGACGACAGCACCAGAAAUUAGAAAUGGAUAUUAACAAAUUAAAAUUAGAAAUUAAUGCAUUAUUACGUCAGGAGAAGCGAUUGAAGCAGAUGAUGUUAACACACAAUAUUCCCGAUCAAUUGAUAAAGAGAAUUAUGGAGGAGGGGACAAGUGCAUGGAUCAAUCAGGAUAAUGUUGAGCAUACAUUUGCCGAAUCAUGUUGGUAUUUCCCCAAAUAUUCUCGUUCCGAUGCCGAGCGUGUAUUAGCCGAAGCACCAACAGGUACAUUCUUAAUUCGUCCAAGCUCAGCAAGUCGAGCGUAUGCAUUGUCGAUUAUGUGUAACGAGCAAGUGAAUCACUGCAUGAUUUAUCAAACGGAGAACGGAUUAUAUGGAUUCGCUGAACCAUUCAUCAUCUAUAAGUCAUUAAAAGAACUUGUUCUUCACUAUAGAACGAACUCACUAGAAGAGCAUAAUGAAAGCUUAAAAACAACUUUAAAGCAUCCGUUACGAGAGUAUUUGUCGACGAGAGAAAGCUCCAGUUCAACAAUGUCAUAAUCAGGUAAAGUGUCAAUGGCUGCGAUAGUACAACCCAGUUAUCAUUUCAAGUAAAAAAAAAAGAAAUUAGAAAACUAUUCAAUGUGAAUGAAACACAAAAAACAAAAAACAAAAAAUCUUUAAUAUAAACUUUAAAUGUCGUCGUAGUAGUGAUCAAAAAAAAUGUUAGAUGAAACAAUACAAAAAAAAAUCCAAUUAAAAAAUUUUGUCAAAACAUGAAAAACUCUUUUUAAAGCGGCACAGAAGUUCUUCAAAUUUGACAAUGCGUUCAGGCUAGGCAGAAGCAACAGACAUAAAAAAAAAGAAAGAAUAAUUUUAUUGGUGUACGAGACAUGAAAAGGAUGCAAAGUGAAAUUUGAACAGCUUUAUGGGCACGCGCUCAAAACAAAAAAAAAAUAAGAAAUAAAACAUUAAUAUUAUUAAACAUCAACAAACAAAUGAAAACAAAAAAUUUAUAUGAAAGAAAAGAAGAAAAAAUUGAAUCUUAUUUGCAUGUACUGUUUUUUAAAUUGUUAGGAUUUUCAAGUCAUUAUUUUAUAUAUUUAAAAAGAAGAAGAGAUAAUAUGCGAGAAAAAACUUUUUUUAAGACACCAUGACAUGCUAGAGUUGAGAGUCGAUUAAACUUCUUUAUCGAAUCAUGCAAAUAUCCGAUUGCUACUGAUGACAUAAAUGUGCAGUCAAAAACCAUUGACUGCAAAAUUAUCAUUUUAUUUUGUAAAAAAACCUUAUCAAUGUAAUCAAAAGUUUAUAAUUUAGAAAAUUGUAGUCCAUACUAAAGUGAAUUUUUCAAUUUUACUUGAAUUAAGAAUGAAGAGUCUUAUUUUGCAUUCUUGGAUGCUCAGCUUUUUGCUGAAUGUACUCUGAAAUUGAAGAUUAACUGGAACUUUUCCAAUUAUUUAAAAGAUUUCGAAUCUACUGGAUCUUUUUAAAUCCUUGAUCAUUGAAUUAUUGAGCCUUUCAUUUAAGGAUCAGUAAAUUUUAUAUUUUUGACAUUAAUAAGAUCCUAUAACAUUCAAUUUCAACAUCCAGAAGGCAAAUAAUAAUCAAAAACUCAAUUCAAGUAAUUUCCUAGCUAUAUCUUAGAAUAUCCAAUGAGAGUAUCGAUUAAAAUC